ACCUGCUCUCCGAUAUGUGGGACAGUUCCUAGCUCAUGUUAACACGAGACAUUGGUGUGAACCAAUGUUCCCUCUAAUCCUUUUCAUCCAUGUGCAGAAUACAUUUUUAUGUGCACUGAGGCAUGUGAAAUGUGCAUGAUCAAUAGAAACACAAAACCUACCAGUGGGAGCUCUGCCAGUCAGCUGGGCAGCAUUUUAAUAUCUCCUGAGCGGCCGUGAAAGCUCACAGCUUACAGGAAACGCUGAAUUGAACCCCAUUCUGCAAGAAACGGUGGCUUCAUCUCACGGCCCAACAGUAUUGGCAAACACCUUGCCUUGGAGAAUCAAAUGGUAUUUUGACCGGUGAUUAAAAUACUCUUUUAACUGGCAUCAGAACAAAAAGGCAGGCAAUUUGGGCCUAGCUGGUCCAUUGUUAAUAGGCUAGAGACCUUUUUCACUCUUGGUGGUGUAAAUCUGAGGCAAUAGCAUGCACAUGAACAGUGUUACACCAGAAUAAAAUCAAUCGAAGAAGAGUGGGUCCCGUCGUUGCUUUUUACACAGACCUGUGCAAGUAAAGAGGACAAAUAUGUUUACAUUGAGGGGGGGGGAUAGUUGUGAUGAGUUUCGUUCCUCCUAAAUGAGUCUCCUUCAUUUUGCAUUGGACAGCAUCUCUCUCUGAUGAAGACUUUUGCUGUGUUUCAUGCCAGGGCCAGAUCUCUAAGGGGUGUCAAUCCACUAAGAUCCACUGACAUCCUGUCUUAGCAGCUGACUGUCAAGCAAAGUGUCUCACUGAACAAUCUGUACCAUUGUCUUUUGCGCUCAUACCUGGAUGCCUUACACCAGGCAGAACAGCCAAGUGACAGCUUCCACGUGAGUGGAAAGCUUCCACAUUUGAACAGUCUCAGCCUCACAGCUCUGGUGCUGCUUGUGCAUUUCAACGUCCCCUUCAUUCCUGAAGUGUCUCAUCUGAUGUUGUUUUUUCAGCAUGAAGAUUGUUUGCUAUUGAAAUAGCGAAGUGCAGCUAUCACCUUGAUUUUCCAAAGUGGUGCUUGGUUUCUGAUCAGAUCUGCACCAACAUCAACAGCGGCAGAUAGAGCCAAUUGUCAGGACUGACUGGUAACGUCAGCAUAGCUUGAGACCCUCCCUCCAACUCAGAUUAAAGAGAGAAGAGACUGAACAGCGGAAGGCAGCAAAGUGCUGGAGAACACAACAAGCUCCCCCCGGCUUUUGCAGGGCUUUAGGAAGCGACCGGGUUGCCUGCAGUGGCCAGAUUCCCACUGGAUUGGGCUGGAAAGCAGAAUCCCCAUUCACUGGAGGUAAAAAGAUUGUGGAAGCCCCUUGACCCAGAGGAACAGACGCACUAAACACUAAAGUCUUCCCACUGGCCGGGGCAGAAAAGCAAGUGGCAGCAGUGUAAGUAACGGCAGCAGACUUCCUGUGAAUCCCCCGCUCGUAAAUCGUUUGCGGGGCACAAAGCUUGCCUGGGUUGGCUUCCCUCCCACCCAAGAGGGAUCUUUGCUCCAGCUGAUUCAUCCUGAACAGCCAGACCACUUGAGCACCGCCCAGCAACCACACAGACUGAGGUGCGCAAGACUGAAGAGCUUUUGUGGGUUUUUUAUUUCCCUUGCUUGCUUGGUGUGAGGAAGCCCCAGUUUUACCAGCAGGGCUUCUUUUAAUGGCGUUUUGUCCCCCCCCCACGGCUGAGCUAAACAUUUCAAAUUUUACAAGGUGACUAGACACGCAGGUUCCCGCCUUCCUUCAGAAAGUCCCUGCUCUCCCGAUGAACUGUGAACCUCGCUCCACCAGCAGCAAGGAGCUCUCCCUGCCAAGCUCUGCAAUGAAACCAGAACGCCGUUCCUGAUCCGAGGAAGCAGGCAUGGGAAAUCACUCCCGGGAAAGCAAUCUGACCAGCCCCUGCAAUGAUACGAAUGACUGCAGGGAUUUGGACAAUGGCACGAGGUCCAACUUCACCUUUCCUGACCAGUCUACUGAUUUUUAUGUUGUCCUCCCCAUCAUUUACUCUGUGAUCUGUGCAGUGGGGCUCACGGGCAACACCGCCGUCAUCUACGUGAUCCUCAAGGCCCCGAAGAUGAAGACUGUCACCAAUAUGUUCAUUCUGAACCUGGCGAUAGCCGAUGACUUGUUCACUUUGGUCCUGCCCAUUAACAUUGCUGAGCACCUUUUGCACUACUGGCCCUUUGGAGAAAUCCUCUGCAAGAUCAUCCUGUCCAUAGACCACUACAACAUCUUCUCCAGCAUCUAUUUCCUCACGGUGAUGAGCAUAGACAGGUACCUGGUGGUCUUGGCCACCGUCCAAUCCAAAAGGAUGCCCCAUCGCACCUACCGCGCAGCACGAAUUGUCAGCCUAUGCAUCUGGGCCUUGGUUACCAUCAUCAUUCUCCCUUUCUUCAUCUUUGCCAACGUCUAUGUAGAUAACCUACAGAUCAAGAGCUGUGGUCUAAACUUCCCCAAACCCGAGAAGUUUUGGUUCAAAGCCAGCAGGAUCUACACCCUUAUUCUUGGCUUUGCCAUUCCCGUGUCCACCAUCUGCAUUCUGUACACCAUGAUGCUGUACAAACUGAGGAAUAUGCACUUGAAUUCAAACGCGAAAGCCCUGGACAAAGCCAAGAAAAAGGUCACCAUCAUGGUCUUCAUCGUCCUGGCCGUGUGUCUCUUCUGCUGGACCCCCUUCCACCUGUCCACCAUCGUGGCUUUGACCACUGACUUAACUCAAACCUCCCUGGUCAUUGGGAUCGCCUACUUCAUCACCAGUUUGAGCUAUGCCAAUUCAUGCUUGAAUCCUUUCUUGUACGCUUUCCUGGAUGACAGUUUCCGGAAAAGUUUUAGAAAGAUGCUGGAAUGCAGAGCAGCUUAAAAGAUGGGCCGUGCCACUCUGUUCCCUUCCCUCUCGUGGCUUUGCAGGGGCGACCUCGCAAACUUUUCCGUGUCUGGCUGAAAAAUAGACAAGCUAUACGUCUUGUUUCGUUAGGCUUUUUGUUGAAUGACUAUGUAUGUCUGUGCUGUUUCUUUUGCAUUUUCAUAACUAAUAAUAAAGUUUCAUGUUCUUUGUAUGACUUUCACAAUCAAAGUGGGGGGAGGUUGUUGUCUUGUUUAGGGGGCACAUUCUGAAAUACUGAAGGCAACCUUUUUAGAAAAUGUACUCUUGCCAUCUCAUGGUCUUGUGUUGCCACCUGCUGUACAAUUGCAGAAGAACUGGGUCGCUCAAAGGGCUGAAGCUAUCAUGCUAAAAAGAUCAGCCUUUUAAAGGUGUGCUUAGCUUUUUGUUAUUAAUCUACCUGCUGUAGGCCAAAUUGUUAUAAUGCUGUAGGAGGAGUUGCCAGAUACAUUUCCACAUUAUAAAAAUGGACUUUAAUGAUGAGAUAAAAUGGUGCAUUUGAAGAAACCUGCAUCCCUCUGUGUGUGUGUGUGUGUGUGUGUGUGUGUGUGUGUGUGUGUGUGUGUGUGUGUGUGUGUGUUGGACAUAAUUUGAUUUCAGAGGAGAGUCUGUUUUCCCCUAAGAUUUCGCCUUACCUCAUCUGCUCACGUGAAACAAAGUAAAAAGAAGUGUCUGAAAGUUGCAAUAUCUGAACUAAACAAUAUACAAAUAUUGUGGUGAUAAUUUGUGUAGUAGCAAUGUCAAGAAGUUUCUUUUCUUUUUUAAUGUUUAGAAAGAUAAUCUACGUUCAAGUGUGUGAUGAAAUAAAUGACCUUGAAAAAGUGUCUGGUCUUUCUACUAGAAGCAACAUUUUUUAGGAAACAUGGUUA
Messenger RNA from Pelodiscus sinensis (Chinese soft-shelled turtle), 3744 nucleotides. It is a transcript of the gene NPBWR2, whose product is annotated as neuropeptides B and W receptor 2. Gene Ontology annotation, molecular function: neuropeptide receptor activity; neuropeptide binding. The record is from RefSeq and is a predicted model, not a curated record. Gene Ontology annotation, biological process: neuropeptide signaling pathway. Gene Ontology annotation, cellular component: plasma membrane; neuron projection. NCBI's taxonomy places the organism in Eukaryota, Metazoa, Chordata, Testudines, Trionychidae.